CGGCGGGAGCCUAGGGAAGACAUGAACUCUCGCCCACCCUCUCCUCGACGCUGCAAAAUAGCUCCGGGCGGCAUCGGUGAAUCCUUGGGUGUCACGCAACAUUGACGGAGAGCGCGCGUCCUCCUGUCGUUCGCCAGAUCGGGGAGCUUGUGGCGGCGGCCAGAUCACAGGCGGGAUAAGGCAGGGGAAUCAAUUGGCGUCGGUUUUGUAGUAGUGGUUUCUAUGGAAAAUUGGGAUAAGGCAGGGAAAUCAAUUGGCGUCGGUUCUUUAGGAGUGGUUUCCAUGGAAAACCAACGUGGGGAGCACGUGAAGAAAAAUCAAUAGCUCGGGUGCGGGAAGGCUUAACGAAACUAACGACGUAAGAGGGGAGAGAGAACCUUACAGUUCUUUUAGGUAGUAUAGAGAAGAGAUAGAGAUAGAGGUAACUGUAGAUUUUUUCCACGCACUCGAAUCUCCGCCCAGGCAGAGCUGUUUCGGAUACUAUUUCUACUCCGAUUCCAGGUCGUACCGUAUCCAGACAGAUUUCAGUGUCGACGCAGACGGUCUAUUUAGUCGCAGCAAGCUCGACUAUUCGUGGCGCCGGUGGAGGUAGUUCACACAUGAUAGCUAGGAGCGGGAGGGAUCGAUUUCUGCGCCGCCGCCGCAGCUGCCAGCCGCAGGCGGUCCACGGUGAUGACCGGAUCAGCGCCCUAUCCGACGACCUCCUCCUCGACAUCCUGGGCCGCCUCGACACCCGCACGGUUCUCGCCACCGGGAUGCUCUCCAAGCGCUGGGCCGGCCUCUCCCGCGAGCACCCCGUCCUCGACUUCCGCGUCGGGGACAUACUCCCGCCGCGCUACCAAAGAUGGCUCCUCCUCCAUCGGGACCCCGAGGUCACCGGUUUCCACCACAAUUCCGGCGCGGCAAAGGUGGAGAAGGCCAUGCGCCACAUCAGGAGGUACGAGCGCCGCGCCAUGCGCGCCUUGGCCAGCUCCGCCGAGCGCCUCUCGGACGCGGCGGCCGGCCGGAGGGUCAGCAGGCUGACGCUCAAGUUCUUCUCGACCCACAACACCGGCUGCAUCAACCGGCUCAUCUCCACGGCCAUCGAUGCUUGGGAGGUCCGCGACGUCGUGGCCGUCGCCAAGCCGGUCUACUCGCAACGCCGGAAGUUCCACGCCUUCCCCAGCCAGGGCAUCUGCGGGCACCCUCACGCGUCACGCCUGCGAAGCCUCAAGCUUGCUGGCUGCGCGCUCCCGCCGCUCCGCGGGCACGGCGCGCUCACCGUGCUCGUCCUGCAGGACACGCCCAUGUCGACGCCCGUGUCGGCGUACGAGGGCGUCUUCACCUCGUGCCCGCAGCUGCAGGUGCUCCACCUCAUCUCCUGCUACACCGCUGACAUACGAGGGCAGAUCACCGUGGACGCCCCCGGGUCGGACCUGACGGAGCUCGUCGUCGACCGCUGCGUCGGGUUCAUAGGGAUAUGCCUGCGGGCUCUUCCCAGGCUCGAGCGCCUGGCCUCCCUGGGCACGAGAGUGAGCUUCGAGGCCGCCUCGUGCCCCUGCCUCAGGCAAUGCAACCUCGCCCUGUGCAGGGGCGUCACGGAGGCAACGGCUCGCCGCUACUUUGUGCCACGCACGAAGCUGGAGCUUGCCUCGUUUGUGGGGUGCAUCCCGGACGUAACGGGCGUGGUCGUUCGGUUCACUGGACCUGACAGAUGGAUCGUGCCGUCCGUUUCCUCGCCGGCGCUGUCCCUGCUACCUAACCUCCGGCGCCUGCUGGUCGCCGACGUGCCUCGGUGCUGGGACGUCUCGUGGCCGCGCCUCCUCCUUGAGACGGUGCCUUCCCUCGAGACCCUCCAUGUCCACGUUGCCCCGCCGCCUUGCAAAGAGGAAGAGGAGCCCAGCGGCGAUGAGAUAUCGUGGCGGCCCGCCAUGCGUGGGCACCGGCACCUCAAGGAGUUUGUGAUGACUGGUUUUGAAGGGACGGAGAGGCAGGUUUACCUCGUCAGGCUUGUCAUGGGAGUGUGCAGCACGGCGUUGCGCCAUGUCGCCAUGCUCAAGAAGGGGCUUGUUCGGGACAAGGGCCACUGGGACUGGGAGAUGGCGACGCAGCAGCAGCACUCACAGUCACAGUGGACCGACGAGGAGAAGGACAAGACGCUUAAACAGAUCAUGAAUGGGGUUCCUUCUUACUCAACCGCUUCUCCGGUUAUAGUUUUUGGAUGAUUUGUUGUAAAUUUUUUCAUCCAUAACGUGAAAGUGUGCAUUUGUCCAGUUAAUUUGUAGGCCUCCGGUUUUUUUUUGGUCGAUGUGAUUUAUAAGGUGCUGUUGUACUCAAAUUCUAAUGUG
This is a messenger RNA of Triticum dicoccoides, 2327 nucleotides long. RefSeq lists its product as uncharacterized. Lineage: Eukaryota; Viridiplantae; Streptophyta; Magnoliopsida; Poales; Poaceae. Gene Ontology annotation, molecular function: protein binding. The coding region runs from base 600 to 2204 and encodes 534 amino acids. The transcript has a single exon. The record is from RefSeq and is a predicted model, not a curated record.